Cyclocybe aegerita is the source of this 909-nucleotide messenger RNA. NCBI's taxonomy places the organism in Eukaryota, Fungi, Basidiomycota, Agaricomycetes, Agaricales, Hemipholiotaceae. The record is from the annotation of a GenBank genome assembly.
AUGCGAACAAACAUCACCCUCCCACCUCCGGCCGAGGACCAGGCGUUCUGCAACGUCUCCGCCCUGGAGGGCGGCCAUGUAGUCCUUCCAAGCAGCUUCAUCCUAGCAAACGCACACCCCGACAGCAAAGAAGCCAUGCCAUCCCUGUGCUUCCUCCUCAUCCACUCCUCCUCUUCCAAGAGGUUCGUCUUCGACCUCGGCAUUCGGCCAGAUAUCGAGGCCUACCCGCCCGCCGUGCGCGAGUACUUGACGAGUGGGCUGGUCACCGCGUCCGUCCCGCAGGACGUCGUUGGAUCACUGGCCAAGGGCGGUCUGGCGCCGGACGACAUCGACACCGUGUGCAUCUCGCAUUGCCACGGGGACCAUAUCGGGAACACGCACGCGUUCGCGCGAAGCACGUUCGUCGUGGGCGGCGCGUGUCAAGCGCUGUUUGUUGAGGGCAAGACGUACCCCGAGGACCCUGCGAGCUCGUACGCUCGCGACCUCCUCCCCACAGAUCGGACGCGGUACCUCACGGUGGAGGAGUGGACCCCUAUCGGACCCUUCCCCCGCGCGUUCGAUUUUUACGGCGACGGGAGCCUGUAUCUCGUCGAUAGCCCCGGGCACCUCCAGGGGCACCUCAACGUCCUCGCACGCACGUCGGCCGACGGCGCGUGGGUGUACCUCGCAGGUGACAGUGCCCACAGUUGGAAGAUAAUCACCGGGGAGUCCGAAAUAAAAGUAGGCGCACCAUGGGAUCCACACUUUUGCAUACACGUCGACAAGGAGAAAGCAGAGGGACACAUCGCAAAUAUCCGGGUGUUGUGGAAGAUGCCUCGAGUGCGGGUCAUUUUAGCGCACGACACCCCCUGGUACCAGGAGAACAGAGGCGGGCCCGCGUUUUGGCCGGGCCAUAUUGCAGCUUUAUGA